AUGCCCACAACUCGACGAUCCGCUGCCAGCGCUCGCAGCAGGGGCCCGCCAGCCAAGGGACAGUCUACUUUGAGUUUCUCAAACAAAGUCACCAAACCAGUACCCAAAAGCGCCAAGAAGUCUGCUAUCUCUGCUUCCAUCUCAAAACUCGACCCCGGCCAGCAUGCCUCACAGCGUGAGGUUGAAGAUAUUGUUGUCAACGACCAUGAGUCCACAGAGGCUGAUCAGGAAGAAGUUGAGGCAGUCACAGAUAUUGAGGUAGUCCCAGAACCUGUGAAGUCUGAAUUGGAGUCGCAAGCAGAGAAAGUUACAGACACGCAGAUCAAGAAGUAUUGGAAGUCCAUUGAAGACCAAUGGACUACGCCACGAUUGCACCAGCAAGGUGUAUCUUUGAGCGAGAAGGUUCUUCGAUAUUUCGAUGUCAGCUCACAAUAUGGUCCCUGUAUAGGCAUGCCUCGCAUUAAGCGCUGGAAACGAGCUGAACGUCUGGGUCUCAAUCCUCCAAUUGAAGUCCUCGCUGUUCUUCUCAAGGAAGAAAGCAAGGGCAACGAUAAAAUCGAAACGGCACACAUGGAUGAGAUCCUCAACUCGACUGCUGUAGGUGCCUGA
Fusarium musae is the source of this 609-nucleotide messenger RNA. RefSeq lists its product as uncharacterized. NCBI's taxonomy places the organism in Eukaryota, Fungi, Ascomycota, Sordariomycetes, Hypocreales, Nectriaceae. The transcript is spliced from 2 exons. Gene Ontology annotation, cellular component: delta DNA polymerase complex. The record is from RefSeq and is a predicted model, not a curated record. Gene Ontology annotation, biological process: DNA synthesis involved in DNA repair; DNA-templated DNA replication. Gene Ontology annotation, molecular function: DNA-directed DNA polymerase activity. The coding region runs from base 1 to 609 and encodes 202 amino acids.